AAUUUAGUUCUGGGUGCAUCCCCCCUUCGUCUGCCCGCCCUCAAUAUUUCAACUUCAUGAAACGAGCGAAGCAAGCAUCUCUGUGCGGCCAGAUGAACUGCACGCUCAACGCAGAUCGGUCUUUUGGGCCACGCACUGAGCCCGGCUGCCGGUCCUUCGACUUCACCUUGCUUUUCGAGGACCUCUUCUUUGCUUGCUUACCUGCCGCCCUUUUCAUCGCACUCUCGCCAUGGAACUUCGUCAAGCUGCUCCGAAGACCAGCCCUUUUCUCGCUUAGCACCGUACUCCUCGCAAGCAAAUUGGUCACGCUUACUGCCUUGUUUGCCGUGCAGCUUGCCUUCUUGGCUCUACGAGUGGCGGAACCGGUGACAAGCACGUCUGCAUCGAUUGCUGCUGAUGUAUUGAGCUCCAUCGCUACUGUGGUGGCAGUGGUCUUGGCCGUGCUGGACCGCCAGCGGGCCCCUCGCCCCUCUACCUUGCUCACUCUCUAUCUCUCGUCAGCCGUGCUUCUUGGUGUUGCUCGGGUCCGCACGCUAUGGCUACUAGCAGCCUACAGCACCGUCUCGGCCUUAAUGAUUGCUACCUUCGCACUCACGUGCGUGGCCUUGCUUUACGAGUCGGCCGAGAGUCGUACAGAUCUAAUCACCACUCACAACCUGGGCAAAAACCCUCGCGCCCCCGAGGAAGUCAGUGGGUUCUGGAUCAGGACUUGCUUUACAUGGCUCGCGUCCACGUUCCGGCGGGGCUACUCCCGGAUCAUCUCUAUAGAUGAUCUGCCUCAUCUGGACAGCGAGCUUCGUUCCUCUGGGCUCGGCGAAAGACUGGCCUCCAAAUGGGUUAAGCGUAGAGAAGGGGGCCGCUAUAGGCUACUUCGAGCUUGCCUCGAGAGCUACUUCUUUUCGUUCGCGUCGCCCAUAAUCCCCCGGCUGUGCCUUACCGCCUUUACCUUCUCGCAGCCGCUCCUCAUCAACACCACCGUGACCUUUGUGGGCUAUAGAGACCCAGACGCCAAUUACGGGAAAGGACUCAUCGGCGCCUGGGCUCUUGUAUCUCUAGGCAUAGCGGCCUCCAGCUCAGUCUAUAACUACCAGAAUUUCCGAUUCACCACCAGGCUCAGAGGAGGACUGAUUGCCCUCGUGUACCAACGCGCUCUGGGGACAAGAGACGUGGACGCGGGGGAAGUUACCGCGGUUGCGCUGCUCGGCGCCGAUGUUGAACGCAUCAAAGCCUGCAUGGGGGCGCUCCACGAAGUCUGGGCCUCGCUCCUCGACAUCACCAUAGCAAGCUGGCUUCUCGGUGUGCAGCUAUCGGUCGCAUGCCUUGCGCCAAUCGUCUUGGUCCUUGCUUUUAUCGCCGCCACCACCAAAGUCUCGUUGUUGAGCAGGACCGCGCAAAUGAAAUGGAUCGAGAAGGUCCAGGCGCGGCUCCGGAUCACCACGAGCUUAUUGAGUAACAUGAAAUCGAUUAAGAUGUCCGGGCUCGAACAAGUUAUGCGCAACAUCAUGCAGGCCACACGCGCCGACGAGAUUAAUACAUCGAGCAUGUUUAGAAAGCUGCUGGUGGCCACGCUCACACUGUCACUUGCUCCGAUUAACCUAGCCCCUGUGGUCACCUUUGCGAUCUAUGUCAUCAUCUCAGUCUUCUGGAAGAACGGCACAUUGCUGCCCGCACAGGCGUUUACUUCCAUUGCAUUAGUCUCAAUACUCACAGUCCACGUCGUGGUGUUCAUCCAGGUACUUCCGCAGGUCAUACAAUGUCUCGCUAGCUUUGAUCGGAUUCAGGAGUUCUGCAGUUAUGGUGAGAAUUCGGGCUCCGACGGCCCAGAGUACAGCCUUGCCCACGGAGAUCCCGAGAACAAGCCCGAUGGCAAGUCUUCAUCGCUAGAUAAAAAUGGAAAUGCCAUUCAAUUACAGCAGCAAGACAUGGCGGUAUCCUUCUCCGGCGAGUGUUUUGCGUGGGAUAAAAAUGCUGCUCCUAAUCUGACAGAGUUGAACGUCGAGUUUCCGAUUGGAACCAUAUCCGCAAUUGUCGGGCCCGUCGGAAGUGGGAAAUCAUCAAUCCUGAGAGCGAUGCUCGGGGAGAUGAUCUGUACGACCGCAGUUUCUCAGACUGAUGCCAAGAGAAGGAGGGAAAUCGGCGGCAUUGCAUACUGCUCUCAAGAACCUUGGCUCGAAAACACGUCUAUUCGUCAGAACAUCAUUGGGGCGUCGCCUCUCGACGAGAAAUGGUACGCAACUGUCAAGACGCUCUGCGGCCUGGAUUCGGAUAUAGCGCAGACCCCGAGGGGAGAUGAUAUGCGUAUAGGUAGUCAGGGCCUUAAUCUUAGCGGUGGUCAAAAGCAGCGAAUCGCUCUUGCACGCGCCAUUUAUGCGAGGCAUAAGCUCGUCGUUCUCGAUGACGUUUUUAGCGGCAUGGACGCCCACACAGCGGAGACAGUGUCGUUACGCCUUCUGGGGCCUCAGGGCAUUCUGCGCAAUGCCCAGACGACUGUAGUGAUAGCUUCUCAUAACCGUAAGGUCAUAGCAUUGGUAGACAGAGUCAUUGCCCUAAGACAAGGCAAGAUUGCAGAAAUUACUCGUCCCGCCGCCAUUCUACAAGACGAGGAUACAGCAGGGAAUUUAGGAGCACCCACUAACUCGCAUGAUGACGCCUCGGAAAAUCGACCAGAUGCCGAGGCCACAGAGGCGCCAUCGUCCGGGGACCCCCAGGAACACCUCGAGAUCAAGGAAGAUGGCGCAACCAUGGAAGUGGACGGGAGCCGGAAGAAGGCAGACUUUACCGUAUACAAGUAUUACCUGGCAAAUGCGGGCUACGCGGCAAUCCUUUGUUACGUGGUCGCCGUCGUUGCGUGGAUCUUCUGUACCGAGUUUUCCACGGUUUGGAUCAACUGGUGGUCGGAGGCCAAUACUGUCCAGGUCAACCAAGAUGUUGGUUUCUAUAUAGGUAUCUACACGAUGUUGGGCGUGCUAGGGACCGUUGGAGCCGCUUCGGCUGCCUGGGUUGUUUUCACGUCCGUCAUAAGCAACACCGGCACCAAUUUUCACUCCCAGCUCCUCGAAGCGACUCUUUCGGCGCCACUUCGCUUCUUCACCAAUACUGACAGUGGCGAGCUCCUCAACCGGUUCAGCCAAGACAUGGAGCUUAUUGAUAUGGAAUUGCCUGCUGUAAUGGUCAACUAUACAUCAACCGUCGUCUCAAUUAUCGCCAAAGCGAUUGUCCUCGCGGUAUUCUCGCAGUAUCUUGGUAUAGCGAUUCCAUUCCUCGGCGGCGCAAUGUACCUACUACAGAGCUUCUACCUACAUACUUCUCGCCAGGUCCGCCUGCUGGACAUCGAAGCCAAGGCUCCGCUCUACACGCUCUUCAGCGAAUCCGUCGCCGGCGCGCCCACGAUACGCGCCUUUGGCUGGCAAGACGAAUACCAACGGCGCAACCAUCGACACAUUGACACCUCUCAGCGACCGCUGUACCUCCAGAACUGUAUCCAGGCCUGGCUGGCGUUCGUGUUGAGCAUAAUGGUGGCAGCGCUCACUGUGGUCCUGGUUGCAAUUGUCGUCACUUGGCACGAUAGUUUCAGUCCCGGUAGCAUCGGUGUCAGCUUAACCGUGGUGAUUGGAUUCAGCGAGACCCUUUCACGCGUCAUAGAGACCUGGACAAAACUGGAAUCUAGUCUUGGAGCCGUGAGAAGGGUCAAGCAGUUCACAGACCAGACGGAGCCGGAAAACACGAACGACAAGAAUGAAGAUCCGCCACAAGGGUGGCCCCCAGCCGGGGCGAUUGAAUUUGACGGUGUUACCGCCUCAUACAGACGUGAUGAUCAGUCGGUCCUCAAAAAUGUCUCGCUCCCCAUCCUACCUGGACAACAUGUGGCGAUCUGUGGCCGCACGGGGAGCGGCAAGACAUCACUUAUCCUGAGCCUGCUGCGGAUGAUAAGCGUUGACCAAGGCAAAAUUAACAUCGAUAACGUGGAUACUUCAGCCGUGAGGCGCAGUACCCUCCGUCAUAUUAUCAAUGUAGUACCACAGGAUCCUCUCUGGAUACCGGGGACGAUACGCGCAAACGUAGAUCCUUUUCAUGUCGCUCCGGACGACGCAAUCGUUAGAGCUAUUAUAAGAGUAGGACUUGGAUCCCUCCUCGAGGCCCACGGCAUAGACAAGGUGAUUGAUGUUUCCGUACUCUCUACUGGUCAGAGGCAGCUCCUUUGUUUCGCAAGGGCCAUGAUAAAGACAUCCAAGAUAUUGGUGCUCGACGAGGCCAUGAGCAGCGUGGAUGCCGAAACCGAAGCGAUCAUGCAGGACAUCAUCGACACUGAGUUCAAGGACUGUACAGUGAUAGCUGUAAUGCACAGGCUGCAGCACGUGGCGCGCUACGACAAGGUGGCACUAAUGGAAAACGGUGUGCUGCUCGAGUUUGAUGGGCCUGGGGUGCUGAUGGCCAAGAAGACGCGCUUCGCGGAGCUGUACAAGUCGUAUACGACCUGAUGCGAUCACAAGGAGUAAAAAAUAGGGUCUUAGGUACAGUCUGGCUUUUGCUCGAUUAGCACGACACAUCAGUCUCAAAACUCUAGACUACUUCAUUUGAUGUGCCAAGGUGAUUCUGAUCUAUAAAGACCAGCUUGAACUCAGCCCGAAGCCUUGCUAACCAACAAUGCACUGAUGAUGGCAUCUAUUACGGGGAAAUCAUUUAGCAGCACCAACACAUUCUCACUAUAGCGAU
Truncatella angustata is the source of this 4713-nucleotide messenger RNA. RefSeq names its product ABC transporter. Gene Ontology annotation, cellular component: membrane. The transcript is spliced from 15 exons. The record is from RefSeq and is a predicted model, not a curated record. Bases 57 to 4478 code for a protein of 1473 amino acids. Lineage: Eukaryota; Fungi; Ascomycota; Sordariomycetes; Amphisphaeriales; Sporocadaceae. Gene Ontology annotation, biological process: transmembrane transport. Gene Ontology annotation, molecular function: ATP hydrolysis activity; ABC-type transporter activity; ATP binding.